Eutrema salsugineum is the source of this 491-nucleotide messenger RNA. RefSeq lists its product as uncharacterized. The transcript has a single exon. NCBI's taxonomy places the organism in Eukaryota, Viridiplantae, Streptophyta, Magnoliopsida, Brassicales, Brassicaceae. Gene Ontology annotation, biological process: cytokinin biosynthetic process. Bases 93 to 491 code for a protein of 132 amino acids. The record is from RefSeq and is a predicted model, not a curated record.
UUAAAUUCUCUCUCUGUCUCUCACUCUAUCCCUCCCGGAUCCCUCUCUCUCUUUCUCUCUCUCUCUUUCUAACUAGGGUUCUUGAGUUAUCAAUGGAGAGAGAAGAAUGCUGCAGCAGUGAAUCCGGUUGGACCACGUAUAUUUCUUCGCCUAUGGAAGAAGACGAGGAAGAGGUAAUUGAUGAGGUCUAUUAUGAAGGGCAUGACAUCGAUAAGGAUCGAAGAAAAUAUGCAAACGAAUACGAAAACAACAAAGACAGCGACGACUCAAUGGCUUCCGAUGCUUCUUCCGGGCCAAGUUAUCCCCAAACGAGCAAUAGAGGAAGACGGAGAGAAGGUAUCAUUUUAAGGAACAGGGAGAGUGAGAAUAAUAGUAAGAGUAAUGGGGUUUAUGAUCAUAAACAUGAUGAUAAGAAUAGUGGUAAUCAUAAAUGUAGGACAAAAGAGAAGAAAAAGGGUGACUACAAGAGUAGGUCUUAUAAAAAGAAGUAA